GGCCUGGGGAGCCAGGGAAGGUCUCCUGCCCCUGCCUUGCUUUUCCUUCUCACUGCGUCCUCGCAGAGCAGGAGUGAUGAUCCAGCAGCAGCAGCUGGGAAUGCUCCUGCCAGAGGGGAAGGUGGACACUUCUGCUGCCCUCGCCCUGCUCGGCGGCUCCGUGGCAGCCCUGGGGGUCUGGAAAUGGCUGGGCAAAAAGAUGAUCCAGAAGAAAAUGGAAGAGGCUCGGAGGACCCGGGAUGAGGGCAUGAAGAAAAUGGCAAAGGCUGUCCAGCAGUUCAGGGAGCAGGUCCCCAGUGUCCAGACAGAUGGCAUUCUGUCCUUGUCCCUGCUGGAACUCACUGGAAGACUCCAGGAAGGGUCCCUGUCCCCCAGGACUGUCCUCUACACCUACUUAGAGAAGGCCCUGGAAGUGACCCAGCAGACAAACUGCCUGCGACACUUUAUCCCAGAGUGUGAGGAGCAGCUCCAGGAAAUAGAAGCACGCGAGGAGAAAGGGCUGCUCUACGGCAUCCCCGUCAGCAUCAAGGAUCACAUCGGCCACAAGGGGCACUUGGCAACCUGUGGGCUCGUGCAGUGCCUGGGCACUCUGAUGGAGGAGGACAGUGUCCUGGUCAAGGUCCUGAAGAGACAAGGGGCCAUCCCAUUUGCAAUGACCAACGUGCCACAAUCCCUCUUCAGCUACGAAUGCAGCAACCCCAUCUUUGGGCAGACAUUGAACCCUCUCAACCCCCAGAGGAGCCCCGGGGGCUCCUCGGGAGGGGAGGGAGCUCUGAUCGCAGGGGGAGGCUCCAUCCUGGGCAUCGGCUCCGACAUGGGCGGCAGCAUCCGCCUGCCCUCCAGCUUCUGCGGGCUCUGCGGCCUCAAACCCACGGCUGAGAGGCUCAGCCUAUCUGGAGUGACUGGCCCUGUCAAUGGCAUCCUGGCAGUCCCUUGUGCCCUGGGGCCCAUGGCGAGGGACGUGGACAGCCUGGCCCUGUGCAUGAGAGCUCUGCUCUGCCAGGAGAUGUUCCAGCUGGACCCCAGCGUGCCCCCCAUCCCCUUCAACGAGGAGGUGUACUCCAGCUCCACUCCCCUGCGGGUCGGGUACUACGACACCGACGGAUACUUCCCGCUGCCCCCCUGCAUGAGGAGGGCAGUGCAGGAAACCAGGCGUGCUCUGCAGGCAGCUGGGCACCAGCUGGUGCUCUUCUCUCCUCCCCGGAUCCCCUAUGUCAUGACUGAACUGUUUCUGAAGACGUUUUUUGCUGAUGGAGGCCGUACCUGGUUGGAUGUGUUCACAGGAAAUAUUAUAGAUCCAGGCUUGAAACCACAGGUGAAUUCCUGCAAGAUGCCAAGGCUGGUGAAGAAGCUGCUGGCUCUGCUUCUUAAACCUCUGUUUCCCCGCCUGGCUGACUACCUGAGCGCCAUGGCUGGAAUGAGGUCAGUGAAGGAGAUGUGGAAUCAUCAGCAUGAAAUACAGGUGUACCGCUCCCAGUUCAUCAGCCAGUGGAAGGAACUCCAGCUGGACGUGGUGCUGUGCCCUGUCCUGGGGCCUGCCUUCACCACGGGAUACCCCAGGAAACUCCUCGGUGCCAUCUCCUCCACGAUGCUGUACAACGUGUUGAACUUCCCCGCCGGGGUUGUCCCGGUCAGCACCGUGACAGAGGCUGAUGAGGAAGAGCUAAAGCUUUACAAAGGAUGCUGUGAUGACCCCUGGGACCGGACACUGAAACAGGCGGUGUCAGGAGCCCUGGGGCUGCCCGUGGCCGUGCAGUGCGUGGCCCUGCCGUGGCAGGAGGAGCUGUGCCUGCGCUUCAUGAAGGAGGUGGAGACCCUGAGCCGCGACAAGAGAGUGGCAUAGUCACCACGGCCCCCAGGGAGAAGGGACGGCGCUGCACGACUGCCAGCAGCAGUGCAGAGACUGCACCGAGGAGGGGAGCAGGAAGGAAACGCCACCUCCUGACCCCUCUCCUUGCCAAUAAAAACGAAUCCUCUAAGGAACCCAGAUGCCCUGCAGGACUGGCUUAGGAUAGGUUCAAACAGUGGUAAAUCUAGGAACUGCACUUCCAGCAAGGAUGGAUGGAUGUGGGUUCACCCCAAUUCCCAGCAGUGCUGCCUCUUGCAGAAACAGGGUGGUGCUGAGAGGAAAGGAUUACAGAAGGUCAAUAGUAUUUUCUUGCUGGCAGUGGAGUAACUUCACAUGGAUGGAACUAUGGGCUGCCCCAGGAGGAAUACAGCCGUGUCCAUCACCUCCCACCACUGUAAUUUGCUCACAAAAAUAAAAAUGGAACUAUUAAGCAACUCCCAUGAUAAAUUCCAGUAAUCCUUCACUGACGGUGAUGAUUCUACAAACAAAGUUACUACUCAAAAUCAUACAAACACCUGCUCACUGGACAUUAAAUGGCAUCUAGCAUGGGAAUACUCACACUUAUCCACAGCCUUGCUAGCUGUGAGGGAUAGCAAGAGUCACUGGCCUCUCCACAGCACCACUUCUCCAGCAUCCCAAGCACAUUUCCAACCCCACAGGAGGGGCACUCUUAGGAGCCUCUGGUUUCAGGACCUCAGGCUGCUCUCUCUGAAGGCAGGAGAUAAGCACAGACAGAUGCAACUCAUUUAUGCAGAUGGUGAGAUCUGGGGCAGAAAGACUGAGAUCCCCAGAUGGUGUUUGUUAACCCAAACCUGCUCAUGCAGGAUCAAAGCAGUCAGACAGGAGGAAGAGAGCAGGGCCAUUUAUCCCAUCCCACACAGAUGGAUAAAUUGCUCCCUCUGAUAAAACCUCUCCCUCUCUCCUAGAUUAAACACCUCAGUCUCAAACAGAUAAGUA
Molecule: messenger RNA, 2806 nt
Organism: Passer domesticus (house sparrow)
Lineage: Eukaryota; Metazoa; Chordata; Aves; Passeriformes; Passeridae
Product: vitamin D3 hydroxylase-associated protein-like
Exons: 15
Coding region: 77-1843 (588 amino acids)
Biological process (GO): fatty acid catabolic process
Molecular function (GO): amidase activity; fatty acid amide hydrolase activity
Source: RefSeq, a predicted model, not a curated record